ACCAGGAAGCAAAUUAAAUUUAACAAACACGGAGGACGGGUUUUAGACAACUCGGUGUUAUCAGACGCGUGUGACAAGUAAAAUGGCUUCUCUCCCACCAUACGAAGAAAUCGUUCGUUGGACCGUCGCGGACACCACAAGAUGGCUGGCUGAGAAUCAUCUGGAUGAGUUCAAGGAUCCCUUCAAGAAGCAAGGAGUUGAUGGAUCCAAACUAGCUAAACUUACAGAUACUGAUAUUGAUGCUUUCAAAGUUGCAUCCACCAAGAAGAGAAUUCAACUGAAGAACGCUGUCAGUAACAUUGACAGAAGCAGACUGAACAGUCUUCCUAAAACACAGGGAAUGAUGAGCACAUUCCGCAAUAUGCCACCUGAGCCGGUCCCUCCACCACGACCACCCAGACAUGAUAGGAAAUCUUACCCCACAGAACCUGCUCCCGCUCCUCCCUCCUCCCGCCAUGCCGGGUAUAACGAUGAUGAUGACGAUGCCUACAGCUGGGGUGAUGAGUUUGACUACCAGUCGGACCCAGAAGACCAAGACGACUAUAUCAAUGAGCAGCAGUGGACACCACAGGACAACACAAGAUACAACCAAGACGAGACCUAUGAAGCUGUUGAUGACGACGAUUAUGAAGAACCAGAAAAUCCCCCAGCACAGUUAGGUGGCAGUGGCACAAUUCUGGAGAAACUACAGGCAGAGCUAAGCCGAAGAGGAACCCUGAAAGGUUCUAAAAGACCUCCAGUGCCAGACCACAGUGAUGACAGCUCCGAGGACGACUAUGUGGAGCCUCAAGAAGCGCCUCCUGCCCCUUCAAGACGCUAACCACCUGUACCUAAACCCCCUGAAAGAGAUGCCCCGCCCAGACCCGCACAAAGAUCAGCACCCCCACCCCCACCAGUCGAGGACGAGGAUGUGUAUGAGGAGCCGGAGGAGGAGCUGGUGGUGACAAAGAAGGAAGAGAAGGGGAGAGCUAAGAAGAAAGGUCGGCAGUUGCCUCCAGUGCCACCAAUCCCUACA
Molecule: messenger RNA, 1015 nt
Organism: Haliotis rubra (blacklip abalone)
Lineage: Eukaryota; Metazoa; Mollusca; Gastropoda; Lepetellida; Haliotidae
Product: WASH complex subunit 3-like
Exons: 12
Coding region: 83-820 (245 amino acids)
Molecular function (GO): protein binding
Source: RefSeq, a predicted model, not a curated record